AUGGCAAUGGCAAAACUCCUACGUAGAGUCGUUGUCUCCCUCUGGGGCGACAGCGGCCCCAAGGAUCUUUGGCAGCGGAUUCUCAAGCAUUUCAUAGCCUGUGUGAUUGCAACGAUAAUCGCAAUUCUCCCCCAGAUCAGAAGCUGGUCAACGUUCCUUAUUCCAAUGACAGUUGCUUUUGCACAUCCAGGCCAGCGGUUAGGCGUUGUCAUUGAGAACGCCAUCAUGGUCAUCUUUGGCUCCGGCCUAGGUUUAUCAUGGUCCAUCCUGGGUUUAUACCUUGCGAGCUUGGUCUAUGAUGACAACAAGCCCGCUGCGUUUACCAUUCGGGCUCUGUUUUACCUUGCGUGUAUCUUGCUUCACGGCUACAUACGGUCUUCUAGUCCCCGAUUGUUCUUGUUCGUCUUGUUCGUCAUGCUACCCGCAAUAACUAUGCUUACGGCGCCAACCAAGGCUACAUCACUCUUGUACGAAACCAUCUACGCACCAAUUCUCAUUGGCGUUGGUAUUAUGCUUUUUGCCAACGUCAUCAUAUUCCCAGAGUUUUCUGGUAGCUACUUGGGAACCUCUACCAUCAACGCCCUCUCCGAAAUGGCCAAUACCUUGGAGCGAGCUACUUACUGGUUCGCUACCCCAGGAGGCGACUCUGUUGAGAUUCAAAACCAGGACGGCGUACCCAGCACCACCGUGGCCAACAACAAUAAUAUCGAGCAGCAGCAGAAGCAGAUGAAUCAGAAGAAACAGUCCAUCUUUCGUUACUGGCGCAAAUUCUUGUCUCCUUUCCCUAAUCCCUUUCGAUCUGCCAGGGCUGAGGCUACAGCAUUCAAGAUACCACUACAUGCAACCACGCUUGCGUCACUGAUGGAAAGCAAACCUACCAUUCGAUCUAAGCUUGCUACAUGUAAGACUGCACAGAAUGAAGUCAAUUUUGAGAUUUCCAUCUCACCCCUUGCUCCCGGUGACAUGAAACUCAUUAGCGUUGAUCUCAUGAGCAAUCUGUCCCAGAGCGUUAUUACUUUGAUCGGUGCUUGUGAGAACAAGUUCAUAGUACUUGAUGAUGAGGGCCGUGAAGAGAAUGGCUUGGUAAAUGAUGAUCUAGAGCUAUCACCAGAAGACACCCACAGCCCUGAAUUAACCACACCGUCGACCGGUGGCCCAGAAGCUUACCUGAAAGUCAACCCUCACGCAAGAUCUAGAUCGAGAGCUCGCAACUCUAUGGCUUCCCCAAGCAGAGCCGACUUCGCCACCUUGAAUAGGCAAAUCGAGCUGAGCAGCGCCGAACUUCUGGAAUCAAUUGUUAUGCGGCUUCAAGCUCCUGUACAAGCGUUUCAAGCCUCUACAAAUGCAGCGGUGUCUCUUCUUGUCUCCUGUUUGGCGUAUUGCUAUGAUGUUCCCAACCUACCUUCUGGCGCACCUACCCCUCGAGGCAUUCGUCUAGAAGAGAUUGACCUGCGCAUCGACCUUUUCGCCGAUGCUCUAGCAUUAUUUGACCAGCAGUCUACCGAACAACUCAAGCUGGUUGCGAUGCAAGAAACUGGCCAAUUGCUCGAUUUCAUGCCUCGGAUGGAGACGUUCCUCGUCUCAUCGUUUCUUCUGGCUUUUCGUCAGGCCUCAGCCCAUAUCUUGAAUAUGCUUCGCCAUGCGCGCUAUUUGGUGGAGCAGAGGCAGCGUCGCCAUAAUAGGUCACGCAUCUGGAUCCCUCACUAUUCAAGUCUUCGGAAGUGGCUUCGUACUAAUGGAGAACGUGAUUCUAUGGUCCUUCCAGAAGGCGCAAGGCAGGCCGCACGACGCGGAGAUUUGGCUGGCAGGCCAUCUAUAUCUCAAUUGAAGGACUCUAGUGGCAUCCUCGAGAAUGAUGAACAGGCUCUGGGGGAGCGCAUUAACGAUGAGGAAGCGGGCUCUACAACCACUUCUAGAUAUCUGAGGGCCCUGAAAAGCAGAAAACUUAGAAGCAAAGAGAAGGCAAAUCAAAGAAGAGAGAAAGGGCAGGUAGAGAAGCACCAGCGACCUAAGCAUGGGCAUAAAAAGAAAGGUACUUCUGAUAAUUGGAUUUUGAAACUACGAGGGAAAACAGCAGAUGUUUUAGAAUGGGCUCAAGACUCUGACGAUCUUGCUUAUGCUCUCAAGAUAUCUUUUGCCGUCUUCCUUGUCAGUUUUCCGGCCUUUGUACCGUCUUGGAACAAGUGGUAUGGAGAUGUUCAUGGUGUUUGGGCCCCGCUCCAGCUGAUAUUCAUCUUUGAAGUGGCCAUUGGCACAUCCAUGGCCACCUUUAUUGUCCGAAUGAUUGGGCUGGUCCUUGGCUGUACGGCUGGCUACGUCUCAUUUGUUAUUGCAGGCGGGAGCAGGGCCAUUACUGUUGUAGUUCUUGCCUUUACGAUCCUGCCUUGGGCCUAUAUCCAAGUUGGGACAAAAUACGUCAAGGCCGGUUCAGCAGCCAUUAUAUCAAUCAAUGUGGUUGCGCUAGCGUCAGAGAAUAGCACAGAACCGGCGGUACAGGUCUAUUACAAGCGCCUGAUAGCUUUUUUGGUUGGCGGUGUUACCGCCACUCUGGUAGAGAUGUCUGUCUCUCCAGUGCGAGCUAGAGAUCGCUUGGUUGAGUCCCUUUCCGCCUGUGUGCGUCAUAUUCAGGGCAUGCAGGGCGCCAUAGCUGUUGGCGUCGAUGAGCCUGAGUUCCUUGAUCCUCGCGGCCUCAAGCAGCAUCGUCAUUUCGAUCAAUUGCGAGAAAAGGCCCAAGCCUCGCUCGCGGCGGCUGAGACUUUUUUGCCGUUCUGUCUUUCUGAACCAAGGCUUAAAGGUAGCUUCAAGAAGCUUGCGCCCAUAUAUACUGAGAUUGUAUAUGUGCUUCACCAGGUGAUCGACCGCAUGGAUAACGUCGUACAACUCCGAGCAGCAUAUGGCUCCUCAGUGUUGGAGGUCCUGAAUCCACAGGUCUAUACGUAUCGUCGCAGCAUGGUGGCAAGCUGCACAUUGAUGCUGUUUUCCGUCAACGAGGCUUUGUCAACGUGGCUUCCCCUCCCGCAGUUUAUUCCAUCAGCUCGCUUGGCACACUUGCGACUAAUACAUAGAGUCCGUAAGAUUAUCACGUCGCAAACAUCAACGUCAGCUCCGGUAACGCCCACGGUAAGCCAUGCUAGCCAUGGCAAAACCGAGGGCGAGCACGAUGAUCUAACAAGCGAAAGGGUGGCACGUUUGAUAACCAAGCAUAAUUUUCUUUCCUGGAACGCCAGCACUGCCGGUCAGAUGGAAAUUAUCGAGUAUUUGGAAGAAUUAGUUGAGCUGGUCAAAAUGUUGGUGGGAGUGAAUGCAUUCCGCUCGGGGAUGUUGGAAAAGCCAAAGUACCUACAUUAUGUACAAAUGGCAGACUCCCGCCCAGAAUCUGUGACUGUGGCUCCUACAAACGAUUCCAGCAGCUCGUUGACAACUCAACGCAGCAGCAUUGCCGUCCCGGAGGAGCCAGGAGAGCUUCCAGAUUCGGUCUUGAGGCGGGUCGCUUUGGCUGCCGCUCAGACAGAGAGAGUCUAUCAGAGACCAAGAAGGGGGACCGCUGGAGUACGACGGCCUUCUUACAGAAGAGGAAGCAUUUUCGGAGAGAACUUGGAAGAAAUACCUGCAAGCCUACAGAGGGUCAACUCUCGGCUUUGGCAGGGAAACGAAGCCGUUAGAAGGGCGUCAUUCGCAAUCACAAGUAUGCGGCCAGGUUCCGCUGCUGGAUCUCGAAAUGUGUAA
Messenger RNA from Trichoderma gamsii, 3726 nucleotides. RefSeq lists its product as hypothetical. The record is from RefSeq and is a predicted model, not a curated record. The coding region runs from base 1 to 3726 and encodes 1241 amino acids. The transcript is spliced from 2 exons. Lineage: Eukaryota; Fungi; Ascomycota; Sordariomycetes; Hypocreales; Hypocreaceae.